This is a messenger RNA of Desarmillaria tabescens, 1809 nucleotides long. RefSeq names its product major facilitator superfamily domain-containing protein. Lineage: Eukaryota; Fungi; Basidiomycota; Agaricomycetes; Agaricales; Physalacriaceae. The transcript has 9 exons. Gene Ontology annotation, biological process: transmembrane transport. Gene Ontology annotation, molecular function: transmembrane transporter activity. The record is from RefSeq and is a predicted model, not a curated record. The coding region runs from base 1 to 1809 and encodes 602 amino acids.
AUGUCAUCGUCUGCUCUUGAAGAGCCUGACCACAACUACCGCCGUACAUCGUGCGACGAUCUUCUUGCUGCAUCUGGUAAUGAAGAUGAUUCCGAAUCAGACCACGAGGUCGAGGGAAUCCUGGGUCGCAGCGUUGGUGAACUCAGCGACGAGCAGCUCGCACCCAUAGCACCUGUCACACGACGCAAGUCAAGUACCGCUGCCUUGAAGCGUCGGGCUUUCUUUAUCAGGACAAUUGCUCUCUUGUGUGCGUGUUGUCUGAGCGUCGGAAGUCAUUAUGCUUCAUAUGUGCUCGGACCGCUAAAAAGUCGUCUUUCUCGAGAAUUGGGAACUUCACAUACCGAGUUCAGUCUCUUGAUAUCGGCGUUUAGUCUCAAUAGCACCUGGACGCCUCUUCUGGGCGGUGUCUUGGCCAGCAGCCUCGGUACAACCUUUACUAGCAUCCUUGCAACAGGCAUCAUCUUCCUUGGUCAAAUCAUCUUGCUCAUAGGCGACAUUGUCGGUAGCAUCCGGGUCAUGGCCUUUGGCAUGUUCAUAUUCGGCGUAGGUGUAAGCCCUGUUGCCGUCGUGCAAGAGACCAUCAUUGUCCGUUUUUUCAAGUCACACGGACUCGGUGUCUCCAUGGCUUUUGGUCUCAUCGUUGGCAAGGGUGCCUCCUUCGUCUCUGCCCGCACGUCUUACCCGUUGACGGAGACGUUCGGGCCCCGUGCACCGUUUUAUGCCGCCACUACACUGGCUGGCAUGUCCGUCAUCGUUAACUUGGUAUAUAUCGCUGCUUCUCGAUGGCUUGUGGAUGGCGCCGGUGCCGAGCUCGAGGCUGCGGAUAUAACUGAAGAGGCUCGACGGAGGUCCAUAACGAACAUCACAGAAGCAGAGGCCUUGGAAAGGGUCGCUGCUAAACGGAGAGUCCACCUGAAAGAAAUAACGAAGCUUGGCGACGUCUUUUGGUCAUACGUGGGACUUAAUGUUCUUUGCGGCGCGAUAUGGUCACCUUUCACCCAUCUGGCUGCAAAUAUUAUCGAGAAUCGUUAUGGAAUGUCCGAACAAGAUGCCGCUAACGAAGCUUCGUACCUUCUAGCCGGCAGCAUUUUCUUCUAUCCAAUCUGCGGAUUCCUCGUUGACCGUCUUAGGCAUCGACCCAUCGUCGUUCAGCUCUUGCUGCUCUCCUCGUGCCUGACAUUGUCAGCAUACGGAUGGCUAGUUCUACCCCCAAGUUGGACUCAGAGCGCCCGACCAGCCAUCGGCGCAUUUGCAGUGGGACAUGGAUUUUCUCCUCUUCUGCUUGUCGUAUUGGUACCAAAGAUUGUGCCUCUAAAAUAUGUGUCCACUGCCCUCGGUGUACAUAAGAGUUUGGAGCAAACCGGAUCAACUAUAUUCCAGACCUUGGCUGGCCUGGCGUUGGACACGCACAAGAAAGGCCAUCACCUUAUGAAUAAGAUAUCUCAGGGGAACACUGCAGCUAUUCAGUACCUCCUCAACAUAUUUUUCUUCCUGAACAUGCUUCAAAUGUUGAGCAUUCUUGCCUUGACCCCUCGACGGACAGAGGAAAAGUACGGGGGUAGAGAUCCUUCCUCUCAAUCUUCAAACCAUGAACCAGAGACACCUCUCUUGGGAGCAUCACAUUCUCACCGACGGUACUCUUCAACGGGAUCAAGGGUUAGGUUUUACAGUGAUGAAGUCCGGAGCAAGGGCGAAAUCAGACGUGGGGAGGUGUUUGUAUCGCUGAGCGCGGGUCUCAUUGUUUUCGCGUGGGUGUUGUUCCUUGGAACAGCGUGGUUUAGACUCGGGAUGAAGAAGGAUCAAGGGUAG